UAUUGCUCUGUGUGCCUGAGGGUAGAGCACAGUCAACUCUUCAAGCCUACAAAUGGGAGUCAUGUGGAGGGUCCUCACUCUCAGUCUUCUCUGCUGGGACCUCUGCUCUUCAGAGGACAAAAUCACCUGCAGAGAUGAAAAUGGUGUUGGGGUGGACUGGUAUGUCUUAUACAAGGUGCCCAAACUGAACAACGACAAAUGUACGGGCUUAGAGUAUGUCUACAUUGAUCCAGUUAAGUCUGAAAAGCUUACCGCUAUCAACGACGCGAAAGGUGUCCUAGCACACACACUGGAGCCUCUGCUUUCAUGGAAGUCUCCGACACCAGACUUUGGAUUCAUUUCCUACAAUGAUCAGCCCCCAGAGUGUAAUGCCUUACAGAGCUUUGGCCACAGUAAAGGGGUUGUAAUGAUGGAUAAAACCACUGGGGUCUGGCUCCUACACAGCACCCCACGUUUCCCUUAUGAUCGAAAGAAGAAAGUUUUCUGGCCCAAUUCUGGAGCAGUAAACGGUCAGACAUUCAUCUGUGUGACAUUGUCCUACGACAAAUUCGACAACAUAGGUAAACACCUCCAGCAGAUCAGAGCCUUCUCAUUUGACGGUGACAUCCCAGCUGAUUUUUAUACAUCACUCCAGGAUGUUGUAAAACGUAAAUUUGCCAAACCAAAGGAUCCCUUUCUGGUCCAGGAUUUGACAUCAAGGGGUGGCCAGAAGUUUAAAAGCUUUGCUAAAUACAGCUCCGGGAAAAAAAAUGCGAAUGAUCUUUAUUUUCACAUCGCAACGAUUCUGAACAGUGACCUGUCUGUCCAGUUCUGGCAGAGAAGCUUGAGGGGCGUGUCCAGUCCCGGAUGCUCCCAGAAUAACAAGGCUAUUAACACGGUCAAGAAUAUAGUGAUGACCGUGAAACUGGAUUCAGGCGAACAAGUGGUUUCGUGGAACGACUGUUACGACCAUUCCAAGUGGUGUGUGACUGAAGACGAGAGUAAACUGUGGACCUGUAUUAGCGAUAUGAAUAGAGGGCAGAGCCAGGACGAGAGGCCUGGAGGGGCACUCUGCAUCGAGGGGUCAGAGGUCAGAAAGGAGUUCAAGGCUUUCAUUGCCUAUAAACAAAACUGUGCAAAAAAAAGGCCACAUCCAGAAUGAAGUGGUUUCCUGUUGUCACUGUAGGCCUGUUGUUUAUGGCAUAUAAUGCAUGGGUCUUGAAUGAAAUUAAAAAUGGACCAGCUCUUUUGAGUUCUGUUCAAUCCUACUCUGUGUUUUUCAUGACCAGAUUAAAAUUGAACUUGUCAACCAGC
Messenger RNA from Conger conger (European conger), 1293 nucleotides. Its product is annotated as deoxyribonuclease-2-alpha-like. Lineage: Eukaryota; Metazoa; Chordata; Actinopteri; Anguilliformes; Congridae. The transcript has 7 exons. Gene Ontology annotation, molecular function: deoxyribonuclease II activity. Bases 53 to 1141 code for a protein of 362 amino acids. The record is from RefSeq and is a predicted model, not a curated record. Gene Ontology annotation, biological process: apoptotic DNA fragmentation.